Molecule: messenger RNA, 627 nt
Organism: Parasteatoda tepidariorum (common house spider)
Lineage: Eukaryota; Metazoa; Arthropoda; Arachnida; Araneae; Theridiidae
Source: RefSeq, a predicted model, not a curated record
AUGAUGUCCAUGUCUCUGAUGUCCAAGAAGAAAGAUACUUCAUAUAAGGCUGAUCCAGUAGAGCCUUCUGUAAAGUGUAAACUUCCUGUAAAGUAUCAUUAUUUUUUAAGAAAUAUACGUCCAUCUGAGAAAUUGAAAUGGAGCAAAGCAUCUGUGAUUUCCAAGUCUAAAAGAUCCUGUGAUCCUCCUGUGAAUUCCAAACCAGGAGAUGCUUUUGAGAAACCAGAGCCAGGUAAUCAGUCUGAGAAGUCUGACGAUCCAUCCAAGAAACCAAAUCCCAGUGAUCCUUCAGAGAAACCAAAUCCGGGUGAUAUUUCUGAGAAGCCAGAUCCGGAAGAUCCUUCAGAGAUGCCAGAUCCGUGUAAUCUUUCAGAGAGAUCACAUCCAGAUAAUCCUUCUGAGAGAUCAGAUCUGGAUAAUCCUUCUAAGAGGACACAUCCGGAUCAUCCUUCUGAGAAGGCUGAACCAAAUGAUCUUUCUGAGAGGCCAGAUCCGUCAGAUCCAGAUAAUCCUUCUGAGGGAACAGAUCCAAAUAAUCCAUAUGAGAGGACAGUUCCGGAUAAUCCUUCUGAGAAGCAAGUUCCAGUUGAUACUUCUGAGAGGCCAGAUCCAGAUAAUCCUUCUUAG